GCUAUUUUUUCUUUUUUCCUCAAAACAAAAGAAACAAGGAAGGUUUUGAGACCCGAAGAAAAGAAGAGAGCCUUAAAAAUAAUAGUAUUGGUAACACAACAAGAAGGCCAAAAGGCAAAGGGGAUUGGUGGAGGGGUCAAGGGGGUCACCAGAGGGUCAUUGAAGCCCCACUCAAAAUACCCACAAGGAUUUCUGAGCUUGCGCGCGGGACAAAAAAUUUCUUCGGCGCUUCAAAACCCUAGAUCAGAUUUUUCCCGCCAAAAACCUAUCUUCCACGCUUGACCUAGAUGCUUAAUCGGUACUUUUUUGCCCCCAAUACGUUUUACAUUGUAAAUCUGAAUCUAAAUCGAAAUCGAUUCUGCAAAUAUAAGCAUACCUCUUUUUAUUUCCUUCGAUGUUUAAUUAGUAGUCAUUUUGUUGGGGUUUUUUUUUUUAAAAAAAAUUAUUUUAUGAAGAUUGCGAGACGAUGACUCGUUUUUAGGGUUUUGAACUGCAAAAUUAAUGGCAGGGUGGUCGAUGAUUUCUGGUGAUAAGUGCGCCUUAGAUUGCUGCAAAACCCCACAGAAGAAGCUCCAGCCAAAAGGGCUUCUGUUCGCUCUUGACCCGUUUUCACAACUGGCUGGAUUAAAAACCGAACCCGAUGCCAAGCUUCGAUGCCAAUUUGAUAAGUGUUUAAAUUUUUUCCGGAAAGAAAUCUGUGCCCUAGAUGUUGCAUUCCCUCCAAUGUUUGGAGAUGGACAAUCUGUGGAUUUGUUUAAAUUGUUUUUGAUUGUGAGGCAGAAGGGUGGUUAUGAUGCCGUUUCUAAUAAAUGUUUGUGGGAUGUGGUGGCUGAAGAGUCUGGAUUGGGCCCAAACCUUGCAUCUUCUGUGAAAUUGGUUUAUGCCAAGUAUUUGGAUGCAUUGGAGAAAUGGUUAGAGAGAUGUGUUGAUGAAAAGAAUUCAAAAUCCAAAUCAAGUGAUAUCAUCAACUCAAAAACCAAACUGAGUGAUAGUGGCGCAGAUGUGGGUGGGGUUUCAAUGGAGUUAGGGUCCGAGUUUAAGGGGUUGUUGUCAGAGAUAAUGGAUUGGAAAUCUGUACUGAAUGUGAGUGCUGAGGUGGAUUCAAAUGGGGAUGAGAAGUGCAUUGUUGAUGAUGAAGAAUCUGUGCACAUAGACAAUGGAAAGAGUGUUGUUGAUUUUGUUGAAAUUGGGAAGUUAGGCUAUAAUGUGGCAAAGAGCACUACCAUUGAUUCUUUUUCUGAUGGGGACAAUAGAUGUAAAGAUGUUCAGAAAGACCUGCAAUCCAAUUUAACAAGUGUGAAGGUUUGUGAUGAGGAAGAGGUGAAGAGUGCAAUGGUGGAAAUGGAUGGGAGCAAGAAAGAUGACAAUGGUGAUGAAAAUGAUGUUAUGGUAUUAGAUUUGGACGCUGUUGAGGAAUCCAUUUCCAGCUAUGAAAGGAAAAGGGAGUCCAUGUGUAGAGUGCUGAGCUGGAUUACUGGGAUUGCAAGGAAUCCAUGUGAUCCUGUAGUUGUUCCGUUACCAGAGAGGUCAAAGUGGGAGUCUUAUGGGAAUGAGGAAUUAUGGAAGAAGGUUUUGUUGGUUCGGGAGGCAUUGUUUCUGAGAAGGCAUGUUGAUUCAGGUGCUGAAAAUUCCUUUUGCCAGAAAAAUCGGAAGAUGCACCCAUGCAUGUAUGACGAUCAAGUUGGAUCUGCUUACAAUUUCAGAGAGAGGUUAAAAAGUAGCAAGAAGCUGCUACAUAGCAAAACAGUGUUUCAGGCACAGGCUUGUUCACAGUUGUCUUCCUCAACCACUGAAACCGACUCAUACUCUCGCAAAAAAGGGAUUUUCAAUGGUGAUUCCUCAACAAAAUAUUCAGUGGUUGACCUUCCAGUUGAAAAGUCAAUUCCCUUGGGCCCAGAUUUUCAGGCUGAAGUGCCAGAAUGGACUGGUGUUGUCUCUGAAAGCAACUCAAAGUGGGCUGGGACACGGGUUUGGCCACUGGAAAAAGUGGAUAACAGAAUAGUUAUUGAACGAGAACCUGUUGGUAAGGGAAGGAAUGAUUCAUGUGGUUGUGAAGUGCCAAAAUCUGUAGAAUGUGUCAGAUUUCACAUUGCUGAGAGAAGGUUGAGGAUGAAGUGUGAAUUGGGUGCAGCUUUCCAUCAUUGGAGGUUUGAUAAAAUGGGUGAAGACGUUAAACAUUCCUGGACAGAAGAAGAAGGGAGAAAAUUUAAGGCUAUAGUGCGGUUAAAUCCUCCAUCUCUUGACAAGUGUUUUUGGGAUGAGAUAUUCAAAUUUUUUCCUACGAAGGGAAAGGAAGCUCUGGUGAGCUACUACUUUAAUGUAUUUCUUUUGCAGCGCAGAGCACAACAGAAUAGGCUAACUCCAAAUAACAUUGAUAGUGAUGAUGAUGAAUCAGAAUGUGGAUUAGUGACUAAUAGUUCUAAGCGUGAAGCAGCACCCAAGUCACCAGGCUCCCUCCUAUAUUCUGCAAAGAAGCCUCGUAAAAGUGUUUAGAUAAUGUCUGAUUGUUGGUGAAAGUACACUGCCUUUGCUGAGAUAUGUAUAGUCUUGGCUUUCCUUUUUGUCCUUUUACGGUUUUGAUAUUUGGUGAUUUUUCAUGGCUAUCUUGGCGUAAUGCCAAAAAUUUUUUUACCUCCUGUGGAAAGCAGAAGUUUUGUGAUUAAAAUUCUGCACCUAAUGAUAAUUUAGUGGAGAGGUGAGAGCAUUAAGCUGUAAGCUGUAGCCUACAGGGUUCAAGCAGUGUUGGCUCUGAAGGUGCUUUUGGUUUAUUGGCUUCCAGUUUCUGAGACAGUUCCUGUUCAUUCAUGUAUGCCUAUGUCACAUGCCGGUAUUUCAGAGUUUCUUUAUUAGAUUUUCUGUGGCAUUUGUGACUUUAAUUGAAAGACUUGAGGAAUAUAGCAAGGAAUCGGUCGAUUAGAGGAAUAUGGAUACAAGAAAAGUAAUAUUUUAUUAUUCAAUUUGUAGUUUCUCAUAGUUUUGGUACAUACGUUAGAUGUGAUGAAGGUUUAAAAUGUGGUAUGAAAUUGAUCAUGUCUAAGCAUUUACAUUUUAAUACUUGUUCGGGGCACUCUGUGAUCACUAGUUUAUGUUGAAAUCACGAAACGUAUGCUCACAUGUAAAUAUUAGUAAGAAUAAAGGUUAUUUUUAAAGUA
Hevea brasiliensis (rubber tree) is the source of this 3152-nucleotide messenger RNA. RefSeq names its product AT-rich interactive domain-containing protein 2. Gene Ontology annotation, molecular function: DNA binding. The transcript has 3 exons. Bases 502 to 2493 code for a protein of 663 amino acids. Lineage: Eukaryota; Viridiplantae; Streptophyta; Magnoliopsida; Malpighiales; Euphorbiaceae. The record is from RefSeq and is a predicted model, not a curated record.